Messenger RNA from Nannizzia gypsea CBS 118893, 1785 nucleotides. RefSeq names its product C6 zinc finger domain-containing protein. Gene Ontology annotation, molecular function: zinc ion binding; DNA-binding transcription factor activity, RNA polymerase II-specific. Gene Ontology annotation, biological process: regulation of DNA-templated transcription. Lineage: Eukaryota; Fungi; Ascomycota; Eurotiomycetes; Onygenales; Arthrodermataceae. The record is from RefSeq and is a predicted model, not a curated record. Bases 1 to 1785 code for a protein of 594 amino acids. The transcript has 5 exons.
AUGAGCGAGAGAGACGAGAGAGGCAGAGACGAGCAGAGGAAGAAGCGCAAGAGAGCGACAACGGCCUGCCUUGCGUGUCGCGCGCGCAAGACAAAGUGCGACAACCGCCGGCCCUGCAGCUUCUGCGCGGCCAACGGCGUCGCCUGCGCCUACACAGAAACCUCUCCGACGGUAGAGCCGUCGCAUAGUGAUCUGCUGGAGCGCAUCAACCACGCCGUCGCGCUGCUCGAGGCGCUUCCCCAGGCCUCCCCUUCUCACCACAACAUCAAACCAGCGUCAGCGUCGGUACAUAUAGAGGCGGGUGUGGAUAGAAGCGACUUCACGGCCGAUGGCUUCGGGCAGCUGGAGAUUCCAGAGGCGGCGGCGGCUUUGAUUGCAUGCGAGUCGUCGCUGUCGUGGAGCUGCUUCAGCGGUCUUCCCGCGGUGCAAGCUGUGAGCUCGUUUCUACUACAGUCCGACGCUGGCUUCGACUCAGACGGCAUAGGCACAGGCAUAGGGAUAGGCAUAGGCAUAGGGAGAGGGAUAGACGAGGUGGAUGCGGUGCCUCUGUGCCAGCGCUUCCUCGACUCCUUUUACCAGCGGAAUCCCGUCCUCGACCCCGUUGAGCUACUGGCAGACGCCCGCCGCAUAUCAGAGCAUGGCUUUGGCUGGGACGGCCGGACAUGUCUCGUAUUGCUGGCGUGCGCUCUCGGCUCGCUGCCUCAUGCCAACCAUGUCCCCUACAGCAAGAGGGCAUCAGUGUCAGCGUCCUCCCCAGUGCCGUCCUCCCGCACCGUCUCGGACGCCUAUUACGCUGCAGCCAGGAAGCGACUAGGUACGCUGGACCCUUCAGUCCUCGCCGUCAAGUGCUAUUGUUAUGCGGGCAUCUACGAGAAGUCCAUCUUCCAGCCCCUGCGCGCCUGGCCCCUUUUCCAGCACGCCUGCGCUCAAUACCAGGCCUAUCUCUGGCGGAAGGCCAACUUCCCUCCUCGUCCGACCGUAGAGCAGAACACGACCAGCUACACAGAGCAGCGUCUCUACUGGUUCUGCGUCAAAACCGAGUGUGAGCUUCGGGCAGAGCUGCGUCUGCCCCGUGGCAGCAUCAUCGAGUUCAAAUAUCCCGGCUCCUUCUCUGGCCUAUCCAUGCCUCCCCCUACCGGUGCAUCUGGGCCCGCAGAAGAGAGCAGCUGGUUCUACUACCUGGCCGAGAUCUCGCUGCGGCGCAUCAUGAACAGCGUCCUCGAGGCCUUUUACUGCCGGCAAGAGUCCUGGUGGUCCACGCACAACUUCGCCCUCCUCCUCUCCCAGUUCACCUCCUUUUCAGACCAGCUUGAUCUGUGGCGCCAACAUAUUCCCCUUCCGCUACAGUUCGACGACCUCGAAACCCCAGACAGCGAAUUCGCUCUCCUACUCAAGGGCCGCUAUUUCACAUGCCUCGAAUGGACGCAACGCCCAUUCCUUCAUUACGUCUUGCACCACACCCCCGACGACCCUUACUACCCGCAGGCAGUGCCCAUUGCCCAGAGAAGCCUACAGUCGUGCUCCAACCUCAUCGUUGCAUGCUCCUACAACCACCGUCACGGCGCCACUUGGUCUGUAGUCAGACGUGCCCUGACAUGCGCUAUUUUGCUCCUAGCAGCCGCUAGAGGUCGCUUCUACGCUCCCUCGGUCGAUUGGGAGGCCGGCAUUAGAACUACGGUACAGUAUAUAGCUAAAUGGGAGCGGGAAGCGGUGGACCUGCAGUGGGCCAACCGUGUACUGCAAGAUAUCUUGCAUGACACCCUCAAACGGCAGUCAUCUAUAUAA